AUGAUGUUUCUCAGAGGGAGGUUAACAAGAUCAAAUUACGUCGUUACAUGGUUUGCGAAUCGCAUGCUGUUUUCCAUCUUCGUUUCUUAUGCAGUAGCGGUCUUGUUGUGCUCAUCUCACCCAUUUUGCUGUGCUAGAGAUACAGUAACAUACGACACUCCAAUUACCGACGGUGUUGAAUCAGAAACUCUUGUUUCGUCUGGUGGAAGAUUUGAACUCGGAUUCUUUAGCCCUUCACCUGAAGGGACUCAAAGAUAUGUUGGCAUAUGGUAUCACCAACCGAGUCCGAGGACAGUGGUAUGGGUUGCCAACAGAGAAAAGCCAGUUGACAAUUCCACUGGUAAUGGAAGUCUUGCACUCCAAGAUGGUAACCUCCAUGUGUUGGAUGCUGCUGGAAAGAGGUACUGGUCAACGGAGGUUGAAACAUCCGAGUCUUUGACGCAGACUGUGACGCUCAUGGAUUCCGGGAACCUUGUUCUAAGCAGUGGUCAUGAUAAGUUGGCAGUGAAUAUUCUGUGGCAGAGCUUUCAAAGUCCAACCGAUACAUUCAUUCCUGGGAUGUUAAUGGAUAAAAGCUUGGUGUUGACUUCAUGGAGAGGCGAAGAUGACCCGAAAAGCGGGCAAUUCAUCUUCAAAAAAGAUCCAGUUGGAGAGGACCAGUAUGUCAUCACAAAAUCAAAAUCAGAUUUAGAAUCGAUUCUGUACUGGAAAGGCGGAGAACGGGCAACUGAUGCAUUUUACAGCUUUGAUCAAAUGCUUCCUGCGGUUACUUACUUACUAUCAAAUUUCAGCAAGAAAUAUGUUGAAAGAAAUUACCCCAAGAUUUUCGGUUCUCCGAGUCAAAACUCUUAUAAAAAUAUAGCAAUUCCGCCACAAUCAGAAUACAAAUAUACAAGGUUGGUGAUUAACAUUACUGGAGAGAUACAGUUUCUGAGGUGGAUUGAAUACACAAAGCAGUGGAAUUUGAAUUGGUCAGCGCCAAGAGAUGAAUGCAGUGUGCUUAAUGCUUGCGGAAACUUUGGCAGCUGCAAUGAUAAUAAUAUGCCGUUUCUGAGCAAAUGUUUGCCAGGUUUCAAACCCCUGUAUCUAGAGAAGUGGAAUUCUGGAGACUUUUCAGAUGGAUGCGCAAGAAAGUCCGCAUUAUGCAACAAGAAUGAUACCUUCUUGAGCUUGAAGAAGAUGAAAGUGGGAAACCCAGAUUCAGAAAUCAACGUUGACAAUGAAACAGAAUGCAGGAACGUGUGCUUAAAUAGGUGCCGGUGCAAGGCUUAUUCAUAUGCUAAAUCUGAAAACAAUAGUUAUCGAAGGGAAGCGAGUACUUCAUUGUGCAGAAUAUGGAACGUGGGAGAUCUAAAUAAUCUUGAAGAAGAGUAUAACAAUAUGGGCCAAGACCUCUGUGUUCGUGUUGCGUUGUCUGAUUUAGGUAUUCUUCCUCUGAAGUUCUCAGAAACUAUUAAGUGA
Messenger RNA from Malus domestica (apple), 1461 nucleotides. Its product is annotated as G-type lectin S-receptor-like serine/threonine-protein kinase At4g03230. NCBI's taxonomy places the organism in Eukaryota, Viridiplantae, Streptophyta, Magnoliopsida, Rosales, Rosaceae. The record is from RefSeq and is a predicted model, not a curated record. Gene Ontology annotation, biological process: recognition of pollen.